UCACGCUUUCUCCGAAGAAUGUCGAACAUUAUAAGGUUUUCAGUCGACGCCUUUUUACUCCCCCAAGUUACUGGCACGUACUUUUUCCUGCAUUGCACAAUAUCGGUUCACAGAGCCACUACAAGUGCCACAGCAAAGUCAUGUACCUAUAACCGUGUAAAGAGAAGGUGGGAGGAACUCUACACCGAUGCAUCUGCUUGUGCUUGUUGUGAUUCCGCAUGUGAAAUUAAAUCAGCUUCUUCUUUGCCCCAUGUGACACAAUCUAUAACAAGCAAACCCUGGAUUUUGGACAAAAAUGAACAAUCUUUAAUCAAGACUAUGGAAGGAUGGGUCAAAGUUCAGGAGGACACAGAAAGGAUGAAGUUCAAGAGUGUGGAAGGAAUCGAUGAAGAGGAAGAAGAUGGUGACACUGUGGAGAUUGUGACUAAUACUGAAGAACAAAUGGAAGCAAAAGAGAAAAAUAAAAAGGUGCCCAUGAAUGAUUUAGAUGAGGAUGUAGAAGUAAUUGCUGGGACAGAGGAAACAACUGCUACAGAGUUAAAGGAUAAAAAUGGUGAUGGUUCUGGAAAAGUAAUGCUUGUUGAGGAGCAGAAGAACGGGGAUGUAAAGAUCGGAGAGGAUGCUGGGAGACACAAGAGCACAAAUAGAACCGAUAAUGUUGGACAGCCUAGCGUUCAGUUGAUCGAAGAGCUUUUGGGAUAUGUUAAUGACCAAGCAUCCAACAAGAGUGGAGCACAAGAAAUGAUUCACUUUACCAGAGAAGAACUGUCCGAAGAUAAAAUACAGCCUGAAGAUUUUGAGGAAAACAUGCAUGUACAAAGCACAAUAUCAACACGAAUGUUGAUGGAUGAAGAGAUAUUUUUAAAUGCCAAACAUGAACCAAUGGAGUGGCAUCAAGAUGAACAUUAACUAACCCAAUGUGGGAGAAAUGGAGGACUGACUUUUGAGGUCGUUCCAGGGUCUCCAAGGUUCUUUGAUUGACCUUUUUGGAAGUUGCAUCUGUGGGGCAAAAGAUCUCGGUAUACUUUUCUUAUGGAUUCAACUGAAUUCAAUACGUCACUUUUUCUGUACUUGUAUUGAAAUUUAUGCAUUCAUACACUCUUCGAAGUACGAUGCUGACAUUAACUGUAAUGUCAUCAGAAUAUUAAAACAUUUUUGAUUGAUAAUUUUUCUUUUUCUAAUGUCCUGUGACCUCGUUGAUGCCUGUCAUUGAAUGACUUAUUCUUAAAGGGUUAAUCUCACAGUUCAUAUUUUACCCCCC
Sinocyclocheilus rhinocerous is the source of this 1261-nucleotide messenger RNA. It is a transcript of the gene zp3d.1, whose product is annotated as zona pellucida glycoprotein 3d tandem duplicate 1. Gene Ontology annotation, cellular component: extracellular matrix. The transcript has 5 exons. The record is from RefSeq and is a predicted model, not a curated record. Gene Ontology annotation, biological process: binding of sperm to zona pellucida; egg coat formation; positive regulation of acrosome reaction. The coding region runs from base 19 to 909 and encodes 296 amino acids. Gene Ontology annotation, molecular function: acrosin binding. Lineage: Eukaryota; Metazoa; Chordata; Actinopteri; Cypriniformes; Cyprinidae.